Molecule: messenger RNA, 3418 nt
Organism: Pocillopora verrucosa
Lineage: Eukaryota; Metazoa; Cnidaria; Anthozoa; Scleractinia; Pocilloporidae
Product: ralBP1-associated Eps domain-containing protein 1-like
Biological process (GO): endosomal transport; clathrin-dependent synaptic vesicle endocytosis
Cellular component (GO): cytoplasm; plasma membrane; presynaptic membrane
Molecular function (GO): molecular adaptor activity; protein binding; calcium ion binding
Source: RefSeq, a predicted model, not a curated record
GUUCCAAUAUGGCCGCAGAUUUCCACUCCUCAGUUAAGGAAAUUGGUGAUUUUGUGAAAUAUUUGGUUUAUUAAAGCUCCUAAUUCAAUCACAAAAGAGGCCUACGGUAGGAAAAUGUUAAUUGGCUCACAAUGAUUGACUUUUUGGCCCUUUCGAAGAAUUUCCGUCUUUUACUGAAAGCGAAAUCCACGACGACUUGCUGAAGAGGAUAUCGAAGUUGAUCGCAAACUGGAUGAAAACCUAAUUCCUUCGCACAUAAUUGACUUUUUAAAGAUAUGAACCGCACUUUGCUUGUUGAAGAAGGAGAUGAUGAAGUUGCCAAUAGACAAGAUAAGAAAAAGAGAGAAAAAGAAAAGUUUGUAGAAUCAGCAGACAAAAAGAAAAAAAUGACUUUUAAGAAAGCAGAUGGUAAGAAAGAUGUACACCAUAACAGUUCAAUAACAGGCUCAUCUAAAGUACAGCCAGCUGAAAUGGUUGAUAUGGCUGCAGUGAAUCCUGAUCCCGAUGGUAUAACAUCACCAGUGGGAUCCCCAGCAGUUACUGUUCCAGGAACAGGUGUUUAUCCAGGAAACAUUGUAAUUCCACCACCACCCAGAUCUACAGCAAUCCAACAAGUUCCCUCACAACACUUGCAGCAGAGAGGAAACUGGCCACAGCAGUCACAACAGCAAAUGCCUGCUGUCUAUAUGGUACCUGCACAGCAAGCUCACUUUAUCACAACACCCUUCCAGUCCCCAGGACCCCCACCUCAGCAAAUAUCAGGACAAUUUGUUACACAAUCAUACCAGCAAGGUCAUUAUGCCGGGGCACAAUAUCACCAGACUAUCCCUGUUGGACCUCCUGUUCAAGGUGUUGUGUACAGUGGUCAAGUAAUUGCAGGAUCUCACCAUGGCAAUGUGCUCACAAGAACUCAGUCCCUGCCUGUUUCUACAGGGACGUGGAUGCAAGACAAAAAUAAUGCAAAUACAACAAACAAUACACAGUGGGCAGCAUUCCCUCCAAGUGCUUCUCUUCAACAAAUAACUGUCGUCAAUGAACUGGAUGAAGAACACAGCUCCAGUGAUGAAGAUGUUGAUCGCAGCAGUUCUCCUGAGCUUGCGGGUGAAGAGGGUGAAGUUCUCCUUAGAGCUCCAUCACUGGCGAGUUUUGCAGAAAGUGUCAGCAGCAUUGAAGAGGAAUCAGAAGAUAAUGUGUGGUGCAUUUUGCCUGAUCAAAGAGAAUAUUACACAAAACAGUUUCUAAGACUGCAACCAGCUAUAGAUGGUGUUGUAAAAGGACCAAGAGCAAGGGAUUUUUUCAUGAAAUCUGGCUUACCAGUGGAGGUGCUAUCCAAAAUAUGGCACUUGUCAGACCUCAAUAAGGACAAUGCUUUGAAUUUGGAUGAGUUCUGCAUAGCAAUGCAUCUUGUUGUAGCUAUGCGACAUGGCCUGGAACUGCCACUGACCUUACCUACUGUCUUGUUACCAGAAAAGAGUGAAGUGGAUAUGUGUCCAAUUGAUGUGCCACCUCAAACAGAUGAAUGUGAAGAACCAGAGAGUAUAAGAAGGAAUGUUUCCUCACCAGAGCACUGGUUACGUUUUAGUGGUUCCUCUGGAAGCACUGCACAGCACACUAAGUUUAACAACUUGCCUAUGAGGAGGAAAGCACUGUCAGUUGUUCAAGCCUCACCAUCACACGGUGCCCUCAAGGAAAGUGAGGACAGUGCUGGAAGACCCAGGUCACUGUCAGAUCCAGCUUCUGUUGAGGAUGCUUCAACAGAUGGUCAAUCAAGCAAAAUAAUCAACCUUGGUAAUCCUGUGAGCCCUCUUCAAGUCAACAUGCCAAGUACGCCUGCUCAGCAAGGUGAUGUGCCACACACUGGACCUCUUAGUCCCACCCACGUUACAGCAGAGAUAGAGAUAGCACGACCAAGAGCAGCAGUCAAACCUAGCCUUCUUGAUGCCCUUCCAGGGCAGCUGCUCCCCCCUCCAUCUGGAAAACAAGCCCGUGAUGGCUGGACACCCACUAAUAAAUUUAUUUAUCAGGCAUCACCUCGUCAAAAAGAUUCUAGCUCCCCUGAACCUUCCGAAUCACCUCCCUCUUCACCUGAAGAAGACACUCCUACUUCACCACUUUCCCCUGAGGGAAUGAGGACACCUUCACCUCCUCCUCUGGCACAGGAGGAACAGGAAGAGGAAGAACCUAAGGAGGAAGCCGGAAAGGAAGAAGUAGUCUAUCGAGUGAAUAGGAGAAGCGGUGAGAGGCCGAGGUCGACUGGAGAUGUGAAACUUAAUACUAAAAGUGAUUCUGGUUUAGUGACAACACCAGUCGAAGAAGAGGGUCAGAGUUCUGUGUCUUCAGAAGGAAAGAAAGAUCCACCUCCCCCACCCCCUAGGAACAAGAAAGGUCAUUCAAGAUCUUCUUCGUUGGAUCUCAAUAAGCUCUUUGCUACGAAAGCCAAGGAAAAUAGAGGAACACCACCAUCACCGUCGUCAAGCUUUUCCAGUCAGACGAGUGACAGUGCAGCGCCAGCAAAGAGCGAACCUAACACACCCAGACACAGAAAAGAGAAUAGUGCCGAACAAGAGAAAGUUGUAGCCGACCAGGAAAAAGUAGAGAAACAGGAAGAUUUUGCUGACUUCAGCAGAUUUGAAAGUUUUGUGGAAGCACAGGAAGGCGAAGGCACACGUGGUUCAUCCACUCGCCCCGGGAUUCAUAGGCGAUCAUUUUCACUCGACCACUCACAUGAGUUAGGGUGGUCUCGGUCAACUCCUGCUCAGAAGGCUUCAAAUGAAGGAGUCACGACAGCAGCAAGCAGACCAACUCACGCCCAGGAGGCCUUACCACGGCCAGUUCCGAAGUUGAAACCUCCAAGUCCUCCAACAUUAAAACAAGGAAGAAGAGUAGACAAAGAUGGAGAAAAAGAGAGAAAACUUAAAACGGAACCGCCAAAAGUUGUAGUAAGGCCACUAACCAAGGAAGACAAAUUAAAUUCGAGAAUAAAUGAUUUGAAAGAAAAGAAUGCUGUGCUAUCUAAAGUUAACAGUGAACUUCAAGAGGAAUUGAAAACGAUGAUGGAAAAUCGAGCAACACUGGAGCUUAAACUUGGAAAGCUCAAAUCAGAUUCAACGCAAAAGGGAUGAAAACGCGAAUAAAUGAAACGAAGAACGAUACUACCAAAAAAGAUUUUAUCCUCCUGCAAUGUUAAAUAAACGAAAAAAUUUUUUCGAAUUAACAGCAUUGCUGAUAUGUAUAUUUUCUUGACAUUUCCAUGUUCAGAAUAACUAAAACCAACUUCCACCCUUCUGCUAAUUACAUUUUAAUGCAUUACUUUUUUUUAUCUUGCUUUUAGAUACGAACCGGUAAGUUAAGAAUUUUCUCUAUAAGCCACAUUCUAAAGAAUUAUAUUAUAUAUAAGAAAAUCUAAAAAAAAUAUCAU